GCCCACCCGCGCACAUCGCUGUCAACGACCUCGACAUCCGUCAAUCACACCUUUACCUCUACCUGCGCUGCGAACAACGACGAAACCAUGCCGCGGCCCAAGCGGACCAAAGUCGCGUCCACACGCGUCGCUCAGUCGCAAGCACCCACCGCCGUCGCAACUCGGCGCAACCCACCACGCCAUGCACCCCUAGAGCCCGUCCAAAUUAGCGGAGACGGUGACGGCCUAGUCAUCGCCGCAACCAGACCCCGUAGGAGAAACCCGUGGGAUCUCCCCGAAGAGCCCGAUGUCGAUUACACCAUGACUGGCGGCCUGGGCGAAGGCGAUGUCGCGGGAGCGCACAAGCUCAUGCCAGAUCCUUACGAAGCGAAAUCAGCGGCGGAAGCGAAGGCGAAGCGUGCAGCUAAGAAGGUCACGCCGGAAAAGAAGCAUGCCAAUGCGAUUGAGGCGCUGAAGAAGAAGCGGAAUGAGGCCGCGGAGGCGAAGGCGAAGAAAGCGCGCAAGGACCCGUUCCCAGAAGUUGUUGUCCAUUCACGAAGGAGUAGCGGAGGUCAGGCCACUGAGCUAUCGAGUGAGAAUAAUGAAGAGCCGACAUCUGCGCAGAAGCCGGCCCCGUCACCAACUCCAAGUCCCUCGCCUGCGAAGGGGGCAUACCCAGCCUCAGCGCUCAAAGCGCAGGGAACUCCGGCUAUGGAGACGUCGAUGAUGGCAUUGACGAACUUUAAGAGGAGGUCGCGACAGCCCAGUAUUCUGCGUAUGGUCCAGCAGCCCAGUUCCGACAACAACGACAGCGAUGUCGAUCUGAAUUUCUUGGACGACUUCAAUCCGGAUGAUGAGUCAACGCCAGUCCACGUACACAAGCGAACGGGAGGAGAAGAGGCAGGCCAGGAGAGCACCUUGCGAUCGACCAGCACUGGACAAUCCUCAGGCUCCAAGAAGCGCAAAGCUCCAUCUCCAGAAGUCCAGGUCCUAGCAUCAUCUCCACCCGCGCCAUCCUCACCUCCUGCGGACUUCCCACAAUCUAGCCCUCUCUCACGCCUUGCAACACCUUCCGAGCACAUUCUAGAAACCCAAGAGAAUCAGCCCUCAGUUUCUCUACCCCAAGCACCUGAAGAAGUCUGGAGCUCAACCAUGGCGCCCCCGUUAUCCAGCAGCCCCGAGCCAUCCAGCCCCUCCAAGCAACCCGAAGAGCGUCAUUCUAAACGCCGCAAAACCAAUGAGUUUGACGACCUCUACGAUGUCACGCCCCGCGCCUCCGACGACGAAGCCGAAGUUGCUCCCUCUGCCAAGCCAAAGAUACCCGUGAAGGCGAAGAAACCCACCCGCGCACCCACCCUCUCAACCGCAAAGCUCCAAGCCCUCCUCCCCCGCCGCCGCCAGCGUCCUCGCCGGGCUGCUGAGAAGGAAGACGAGUUCGAUAUCCCCUCCUCCGAUUCCCUGGACACCCACAUGCUCGACUCGGACCAAGACGAGCUCUCCAUCGUCGCACCGCGCCGCAGGGUAACCAAGACGCCCGCCCGUGGUCAACCAGCCAAGGCCGCGAAGUCACUUGCGCAGCUCAGCGCUAAGAAGAAACCUGCCGAGACGAAGGCGAAGAGGGGUCGGCCGCGGAAGGACGUUAAGACCGCUGGUGUGACAACGGCGGCGGCGGCACCUACGCGGACGUACGGGCGUAGGCAUUCUGAUAAGGAGAACGAGAACGAGGACAGUGUCUGGGUGGCUGGUGAGACGGAGGAUGAGCUAAAUCAAGAGGGCGAGACGACGAUCGAGGAGGUGCUGAUGAGUCGUGAGCUGCGGGAGCAGGCGGAGAAGUUCCGGAAGAUUGACGAGGUCAGCCUUGAGUUUGAGAGUGUGGAUCAUGGAAGUUCGAGUCCGUGGCGAUGAGCGGGAUGGGUGGACACUGCGACGAACGGUAUUCUAAAAUUGGGGAAGUUGAAGAGCUUUCAAAUGUCUUGAGGUUUCUUGAUGUGGAUGCGGUAUCAGCUUGGCUAGGCUACGAGGAGCGGUAUGGAUGCUGCGACUGAUUGUUUUCUAAAAAUUGGAGAAGGCGAGGUGUUCUUGAGUUACAUGCGAUGUUGGCUUGGCUAGGCUAUGAUGAGCGGAUUCAGCGUCUCAUUGAUGGAGUACAUGGUAUGGCACGGCACG
This is a messenger RNA of Mytilinidion resinicola, 2145 nucleotides long. RefSeq lists its product as uncharacterized. NCBI's taxonomy places the organism in Eukaryota, Fungi, Ascomycota, Dothideomycetes, Mytilinidiales, Mytilinidiaceae. The record is from RefSeq and is a predicted model, not a curated record. The transcript has 2 exons. Bases 88 to 1884 code for a protein of 598 amino acids.